Peromyscus maniculatus bairdii (prairie deer mouse) is the source of this 4590-nucleotide messenger RNA. It is a transcript of the gene Fibcd1, whose product is annotated as fibrinogen C domain containing 1. The record is from RefSeq and is a predicted model, not a curated record. Lineage: Eukaryota; Metazoa; Chordata; Mammalia; Rodentia; Cricetidae.
AGCGGGACGCGGGGACGGCGCGGCGCGGGCGGCUCUCGGAGGCUCGCGCCCGCGCUCCCCGCGAUCACACGCGCUCACACGCAGCCUUGCUGGCGGCCGCCGCUCCCGGGCCAGCCCUGGUCCCCGGCACCAAGGGGGCCUCCCGCGCGCGGCGCACCGGGUGCACCCCGCGCCUCCCUUGCGCUCGGCCGCGCCCCGCGUCCCCGCGGGUCCUGCGGGAAGAUGGUCCACGAGCGGUGGAAGACCGUGGGCGGCGCGUCCCAACUUGAGGACCGACCGCGCGACAAACCGCAGCGACCAAGCUGCAGCUACGUGCUGUGCACGGUGCUCCUGUCCCUUGCAGUACUUCUGGCCGUGGCUGUCACGGGCGCAGUUCUCUUCCUGAACCAUGCCCAUGCACCGGGCACGGCGCCCCCACCCAUCGUCAGCACAGGGUCUGCAGGGGCCAACAGUGCCCUGGUCACCGUGGAGAGGGCCGACAGCUCCCACCUCAGCCUCCUCAUCGACCCUCGCUGCCCUGACCUCACUGACAGCUUCGCCCGCCUGGAGGGUCUGCAGACCUCCAUGCUGCGGGCACUGAGUGAGCAGCAGGCACAGCCGAGGCUGGAUGGUGCCCCCGAGCUGCUGGACGCACUGGCUGACCAGCUGCCCCGGCUGCUGGCCCGGGCCUCCGAGCUGCACGCUGAAUGCGCUGGCCUACGUAAGGGACACAGCAUGCUGAGCCAGGGCCUCAGCACCCUGCAGAGCGAACAGGGCCGCCUCAUCCAGCUUAUUUCUGAGAGCCAAGGCCACGUGGCUCACCUGGUGAACUCCGUCAGUGAUGUCCUGGAGGCUCUGCAGAGGGAACGGGGCCUGGGCCGGCCCCGCGUCAAGGCUGACCUUCAAAGGGCCCCUUCCAGAGGAGCCCGGCCCAGAGGCUGCGCUAAUGGCUCUCGGCCCCGGGACUGCCUGGAUGUUCUCUUGAGUGGACAGCAGGAUGAUGGUGUCUACUCGGUCUUCCCCACUCACUACCCAGCCGGCUUCCAGGUCUACUGUGACAUGCGUACUGACGGCGGAGGCUGGACGGUGUUUCAGCGCCGGGAGGACGGCUCCGUGAACUUCUUCCGAGGCUGGGAGGCAUACCGGGAAGGCUUUGGCAAGCUCACCGGGGAGCACUGGCUGGGGCUCAAGCGGCUCCACGCCCUGACCACGCAAGCAGCCUAUGAGCUUCACGUGGACCUGGAAGACUUCGACAAUGGCACUGCCUACGCCCACUAUGGGAGCUUUGGCGUGGGCUUGUUCUCGGUGGACCCCGAGGAGGAUGGGUACCCACUCACGGUGGCCGACUACUCGGGCACUGCAGGUGACUCCCUCCUAAAGCACAGUGGGAUGAGGUUCACCACCAAGGACCGCGACGGCGACCACUCGGAGAACAACUGCGCCGCCUUCUACCGAGGGGCCUGGUGGUACCGCAACUGCCACACGUCCAACCUCAACGGCCAGUACCUGCGUGGUCCUCAUGCCUCCUACGCUGACGGCGUCGAGUGGUCCUCCUGGACUGGUUGGCAGUAUUCACUCAAGUUCUCGGAGAUGAAGAUCCGGCCGGUCCGGGAGGACCGCUAGACUGGCACCCUGCCCAUCCCUAGUGUCCUCUGGCUAUGUCCAGUCCCCACACAUCUCACCCCAUGCCCGCCCCAUGCAAGAACAUUCUCUGCCCACCUGUGCAUGGCUGACCUGCUCUUCUUUAGGGGUGGCUUAGGGCCAGCCCUCAAAUUCAGCUCCCGGAGCCAGUGACAACCCCUUUGCAACUAGGUCCCUAUUUAUCAGCUGACGUGAUCUCGUUUCUACCAGCGGGACCGGCACCUGGCAACCCCAAAUCCCACUUGCCCCAACUUUGGUCCCUAGGCUGUGUCUGCUGCCUCCUGGCAGGGCAGCAACCCCCCACUUUUCCUGGCUUUGUGAGACCAUCGAGAGUAGGGGUCAAACCACUCCGGACCUCUCCUGCAGAUCAAGGCUCAGGCCUUCUGACACCUGCCCGCCCGCCCUAGCCCACUGCCUCACCCCACCUCUCAGACACCCCGAAUAGCUGGGGCUGAGCAUUGCCUGGUCAUGUCACCUUGUGGGCAACUGGCCUGAGACACAGCUGUCUGCAGAGCUCCAAACCCCAAGGCUGAGGCCAGCCCCCUAGGCUGCCCUUCCCUGGGCCUCCGCAGACCUGAGAGGUUUCUGUCCUGGCUGCUUUCAAAUUUCAUCUGCUUUUUCCCACUCAAGCGAGGUCUACCUGGCCUCCUGCAUGGCGGCCAUGGCGGCUGCCCCACUUCACGUGCCUCUGGGGCGGGGUGGGACUGGCCUAAGCUAAUGAGACCCUCUUGGGGCGGGGCUACACGAGGCUGUAGUGCUCCGCUAACCCCCGUGGACUGCCUCUAGAAUCCUCCUGGAAGCCAGAGAGUAGAAGCAAGCAAGCCCUGGGACUCAGCAUGGCCCAAAGCUGCCAUCUCUGCAGAGAGGCUGCCCCCUACUGGUGAUGAUGGGUACUGCCAUCAGGACCUAACGGGGCAGGGGACUGAGGCAGGUUGGGCAUCGGGACCUGCCCUCCACCAUUGCCCCCUACAGGUGAUCUCCCAGGAAGUCAGGCCGCAGCCCCGCCCUCAGCUGUGGGAAGCCUAUGGGAGCUUUGAAAAGGCUGGAAGGUAGGAUGGCCCUGGUGACCUCUGGUAGGAGGGCAGGCAGGCAGGCAGGCAGGGGCCCGUCCUUUCCUUCCCUCAGACCUGUAGCAAUGCCUGAAGCCCACUGAUGGACAGUGCUACCCGCUCAGUCCCCCACGCUGGGCCUCAGGUCCUCAGUACUGGACAAGACCAGUUGUUACUUAGUCGGUCCCCAGCUGGUGGCAAGGAACGUGGUUCCAGUCCAGAGUAGCCAGGGUUCUGAUGGGACAAGGGACACACAGGGAAGUCCCCUCUCACUCCCUAUCUGUCCCCCACUCCUGGCAGACACUGCCACCCCUGAGGCCGCCGCUGAAGUCGCUUCUGCCGCCAGCCGCCUCCGUCAGCGCGGCUCAGAAGUGCCGAAGCUUUCUGAUGUGUCAUCAAACAAACUCCUGUGAGUGUGAUGUUAACGGAUUCACAGAUGCCAGUGUGCGGCAGGCGGCCUGGGCUCCGGGCCAGGGCUGGGCUGCAGAACACAGGGCAGCUGGUGGACAGGUGAGGGGUGACAUGCCUUCCCGUCUGGUCACACCAGAGCCCUUCAGACCAGCCACUGCUCCCGGGACACCAAGCCCUCCCCAGGCCAGGCUGGUGCUCCAGAGUGUGGCUUCGCCAAACUGGCUGAGUGGGCUCCAAGUCCCUCAGCGUGGCGAGAGGCCAGCCCGACAGCCCUGCCUUCACCCUGAGUGUGCACUCCCAAAGGCAGAUGGGAGCCUGUCCCUCCACACUGGGUCACAGCCUCCAGCCCUGGCUUGAGGAGUUCGCUGGUCUGAUGUCUGUGCAAGAUGGCUGUCGUCUGUGAUCAGAGUGCCCACAGGAAGCAGGAAUGCUGGGAAAACUUUGGGGGGUCAGGUUAGGUCCAGAACUACUUUGGUUUGACAAUGGAAUUGUUAAAUUGACCCGAGUGAGUCCCAUGAUGUCACUUGGCCAAGCCACACUGCUCUCCUUCUGGGGCAGGGUCUCCAUGCCCCACACUAGGGUCUUGGCAAACCAUCAAAACUUCUCUCCAAGCGCAAGCUGGCUCCGUGGAUUCCACCGAAGGCCUCAAAACUGGCUACACCUGUGUCAUGCCAACGCCAGCUAGCCAGCGUGCAGUGAGUGGACAGCCUUGGUUCCCUUGCGAGCCUGAGCCUGUGAGAGAUCAGGUUAGAGCCGUGUGCCUCUCCUGUGACGUCAGCGGCUCAUGUGAGUGGGGCACUCGUGUUUGUGGGCAGAGGUGGCGUCACCGGUGGCCAUCUCUUCCCUGCCUCCUCAUCCUUGUCACCUCAAGCCUGUGGGUGGAAUACGGGAGUCUGUGGCCAUGGUCACUGUAGGUCCUGGCCCCCGAGGAGCACUCCUGGGAGAGAGCAGGGCCUUGGAUGACCAGAAAGUGUGAACAACAGUGUGACCUUCCAGCUCCAGCCCAGAUGUCUUGGCCCUGGGGCAGGAGAUGUGGACAAGGGGCAAGGUCAAUGACCAUGGCUGCCCUGAUCCCCGUCCUGUGAUCUGAGGAGCAACAUCCUGGCAGAGACUCAUGGAGCUCAGAACUGUGGUGAAGCGACAUUGAGCCAGUGGUCUGGGGGCCUUGGAGAGCCUCAGUUCUUCAUCCGCCUCUGGGGAAGGCUGCCGGCCGGCUGCUGUGAUGGCCCAACCAUUGGCGGGAUCCAUAAACCCAGAGGCCUGGAGUCAGGCUGCUGUGGAACUGGGGUGGGGGAGGGGUCCAUGCUGAGGCCAGCUGUGAUUAGUAGGGCAGGUGUGCAUGCCGGUGGGUCCGACCGGGCCCUGGGGCUGGGGAGGAGCUCCGAGGGUCAGCGAAACAGCCCCAUGGGCAAAAGGUGUGGGGCAGUUGCGACUUCGGGCGGUGUGCAGUUGGUGUCCUGUAUGUCCCUGUCUCCAAUAAAGUCUUGUGGUGACCCUGCUCCAGCACUCA